Molecule: messenger RNA, 1781 nt
Organism: Oncorhynchus gorbuscha (pink salmon)
Lineage: Eukaryota; Metazoa; Chordata; Actinopteri; Salmoniformes; Salmonidae
Exons: 4
Coding region: 221-1315 (364 amino acids)
Source: RefSeq, a predicted model, not a curated record
UCUAAAUCUGUCUUUGAUGUAGCUUUAAAUGAUCCACUGUUUGUUGCGAUGAAUGAUUUUGAGAAACUACUUCCUAUCCUAAAAUGCACAUAGGGCAUCGUUUAUUUCUGGCGCCAGAUGGCGCUUGCACAUCCGUGAAAUGAUCAUGUUUACAUGCAAACGUCAUCAAUGACUGCUCCAUUUCAACGCCCACGGAGACUACUGUACAGCUGGUAGAGAAAUGACUGCGCCGUCGAUGGAAGGGGCCGAUGUCCAUAGGAUGGAGCAGAAAAAGUUGGAGUAUUUCUCAUCCAUCAACUCCAUGGCCAGGAAAAUAAUGCAAGAAAGGGAGAACAUCAAGGAGAGACAUGGAUCCGAUUGGGAGAAAAUGACACCGAAUGAACAAGACAGCGCAAUCGACAAUGGAAUGAUGGACCCCCAUAUUAGUGCUCGAUAUGCUAUGCAUAGGGUUGACCGAGAAGAAGUCAUUUGUUAUCCUAAGUUACUCAUUCAGACAGGACAGAAAAUAGUCCAUUUUGGUGACGAGGACAUAACUUGGCAAGAUGAGCACUCUUCCCCAUUCUCCUGGGAGACCAAGAGCCAGUUGGACUUCAACCUGACAACAGGUGAAUCGGUGCAGGGCAUCUCCUCUUCGACAGCUGAUUACAAGCCGAGUAAAGUCACCCAGUGCAGCCAGGUGGGCAAGAUGACCCAGAGCAGCAAGGUGUCCAAUGGCGAGAGCCUCGGCCUGGGCAGGAAAGAGGAGUCCUCCUCCUUCUGGAAGAUCAGUGCUGAAAGAUCCAGGCUGGAGGGUGAACAGGCAGACUUCCACUCCCUAACCCCCAGCCAAAUCAAGUCCCUGGAGAAGGGGGAGAAGCCACUGCCCUCUUAUCUCCGUCAGGAGCCCACCCCCAAGGAGACAGAGGAGACUCCACCACGAGUAACCAAGCAGCGAGCCACCAGGCCGCCUGCGCCUCCUCCUCCUGUACCCAUCAGUGUGCCCCCCCUAACAGCCAUAAGUGUGACCCCUAUGAGCGUGACCCCUACCCCUGCUCCUAUCAGUGUGUCAUCCACAGUGGCUGGCUGGGAGCGUGCUCAGAGCACCCUCCCCUCAGUCAGCAACACAGUGGAGGAAGUCUUCACUUCAGGGCUGGCCAACAAAUCCCCGGGGCUGCCCACCAAGUCCCCUGCCCGCUCAGGCAACACUGCCAGAGACCGAGAGGAAAAGGCUGCUGCUCAGACUGAGUCGCAACUGGCAACCAGUCCCACCUUCGCUCAGUUUAAUACCAGCAGUAACCUCCUGAAGACCGGAUUUGACUUUCUUGACAACUGGUAACAGCAGCUUCAAGCAACACAAUUUGAGUGACUGGAUCAACUCAACACUAGAAGGACCCUUGUGAUGACCAUUUUAUGGAAAGCCAACUAUUCAACUGACCAUGUCUAUUUAUCUUAAAAUGGCUUGUUAUGGCAUAUCUCACUACAUGCGUGCUUUUGUUUCCCCACUGCCAGAACCCCCACCUUUCAACUGUUUCUCUACCUUUAUUACUCAGACCUUGUAUUAGUGCUAAGCAUUACAGUAGUGUACACUAAUGAGAAGCACUCAAAUUGGUAUGUUUAGGUAAGCCAGCAUGUUAAGUGAUUUAUACCACUUGCAAUGUAGAUCUACAACCAUUUUACAAUACUAGAGAGUACUAUUUUACUGAAUUUUGUAUGUAAACUAUAUUCAUUGUAUCAUAAAAUGCUAUAUUGCACUCAUGCAUUUGAAAACACAGAUUCAAAGCAAAUAAAUUCAAUGGAACCAG